Molecule: messenger RNA, 2412 nt
Organism: Paraphaeosphaeria sporulosa
Lineage: Eukaryota; Fungi; Ascomycota; Dothideomycetes; Pleosporales; Didymosphaeriaceae
Exons: 3
Coding region: 16-2412 (798 amino acids)
Biological process (GO): translation
Cellular component (GO): mitochondrial small ribosomal subunit
Molecular function (GO): structural constituent of ribosome; methyltransferase activity
Source: RefSeq, a predicted model, not a curated record
CACGCAAUCGCAAAUAUGUUCCCGGGGAGGAGCCUGCAUUCCAUCUGUAACUCAUGCAGACUUAGUUCUCUGUUAGCGCAAGCGCGCAUUGCGAGAUUCCCGCGGACGAGCGCAUUUGUUGCACAGCAUGCUUCUCAGCGACGUCCACUCUCCACAACCUGGCGCCUGAAUCAAGAGACGGAAGAGCACUCGACAAGCUUCUCUGCGAACGCGAACGCGAACGCGAACGACUCACCGCCCACGCCAGCCGACCGGUUAAGCAUCGAAGUUAAUGCGCGGAAGGCGCGACAAUUGUUUGGAAAUGCACUGCCGAAGGGGCAUUUGAGCGACGAGGAAUUAAAGGUCUACGAGAGGUUGUAUGGGGCACCGAUAUUUGUGGAGACUGCAGAGGAACUGCUCGAGGUGGAGGUGGUUGAAGAGGAGAUCUUCGAAGAGCAGCGCGAGGAUGGGUCAACUGUGCUGCUUAGAAAGGGCGAAGAUGGCGAGCUGGAAGAAGUCGAAGUCUUUGACGAAGUGGAGAAAGAGGUGGCUGACGGAGAGGAGGGAGGGUCUAUGACCAAGGAAGAAUGGGAGGCGCUGCGGGAACAGAAGGAACAGAACUACCAUAACUCGGUGUACGAGCGGGCAACGAGGGAGAUGGAAGAGGCUGAAGAGGAUGGCGCUGAGCAGGAAGAGGAGGACGACGACGACUUCAUGCGCGCGCAUCCUUUGACUAUCGCUGGCAGGUUCAAGCCCUCGCCCUCGACCGUGUUCUUGCCAAAGGAAACUCUCGUGGAUCCUACUACGGAGCUACUCACCCGAGCAAACAUCAAGCAUCUUGCUGAAUCGUCGAACCGGAUACUUGGAGGACCGGGUCUGCCUUAUUCCGCUUCUACGCCCGCAGCGCGUCUAGGCAAGGAACAGAAGCCGAUACCACUCGAUCCGUCACACUCAGACAUGGGAAAUAUCGAGGCGGAUGUGUAUAUGGCUUCAGUGCAGCCGGGAACGUAUGCCAGCGUCAUGAGCUCCCUGGUUGAGGUCAGGCGAAGAUUAGGUUCCGCGUGGAUUGAGAAUCUCCUUACAAACAAGAAGGGGGGUAUGGUGCUCGAUGCUGGUUCCGGCGGUGUCGGCAUCCUUGCGUGGCACGAGGUCCUGAAGGCUGACUGGGAGCGUAUCCAUGAAGACUCCGGCAAGACGUCGCUGCCUAGUGCACCGCUUGGAAAAGCCACUGUCUUGGCUGCACCAGAUACCCUGCGGCAUCGUGCUAGUCGUUUGCUAGAGAACACGACAUUCAUUCCUCGCUUGCCUGAUACGUUGCCGGAGGCGGAAGAGGUCAACACGCAACAGCCGCGCAAGUUGUACGACGUGAUCAUCGCACCUCACACACUCUGGGGUUUGAAGCAGGAAUAUCUUCGGAAGGAGCAGGUCCAAAAGUACUGGUCCCUCCUCAACCCCAAGGGUGGCGUACUCAUCCUCAUUGAGAAGGGUCUGCCGCGCGGGUUCGAAGUCAUAGCUGCUGCCCGCGAGCUCCUCCUUGCCAAGCACAUCGCCUCGCCUGGCUCGACACACGUCGAGGUCCCCCUGGAGGAACAGGUCUCCAAGCCGGACGAAGAAUCUCAGUUCACCGAGAAGGAGACAGGCAUGAUCAUCGCGCCUUGCACCAACCACGGCACGUGCCCUAUGUACCAAUCUCCAGGAAUCAGUCACGGCAGAAAAGACUUCUGCUUCUUCAGCCAGCGUUACAUCCGGCCGCCAUACCUCCAGCGCAUCCUCAACGCCACCGACCGCAACCAUGAAGACAUCCAAUACAGCUACCUCGCCGUGCAACGUGGCCGCGACCAGCGUCUCGCACAGCAUGACAAGCUCGGCCGGGGCUUCGUCCAGGGCGCCGCCGCCACCGACGCCGCCUUCUCCGGCCACGAAUACAAGCCGGACCCCGACGCAGAAGAUGGCACCGAGCUCGGCCUCACCUCCCCAGACGAUAUCAACCCGCUGACCCUCCCGCGCCUCAUCCUCCCCGCCCUCAAGCGGCGCGGCCACAUCAUCCUCGACGUGUGCACGCCCGCAGCGACCCUCGAGCGCUGGACUGUCCCGCGCUCCUUCAGCCGGCAGGCCUUCCGCGACGCGCGCAAAGCACGCUGGGGCGAUCUGUGGGCGCUUGGCGCGAAGACGCGGAUCCCGCGGAACGUGCGGCUGGGCAAGCCCCGCGAUGAGUUUGACCGCAAGGGGAGGCGGAUUCGGUCGCCGAAGAAGGUUACGGUCAUGCUGGACGUUGGGUCGCGAGGGGACGAGGCGGUGGAUAUGGGGGCGCGAGUUACAGGGCGGAGGGGCGAUAGGGACGGGCGGUAUAGCGCUGAUAGGAAGAUUAGGGGGAGUGGGGGCAGGAAGGGGAGGAAGAAGAGUGUGGGGUUGGGCAUCCUGGAAGACGUUUAG